This is a messenger RNA of Suillus fuscotomentosus, 608 nucleotides long. RefSeq lists its product as uncharacterized. Lineage: Eukaryota; Fungi; Basidiomycota; Agaricomycetes; Boletales; Suillaceae. The transcript is spliced from 4 exons. Bases 125 to 364 code for a protein of 79 amino acids. The record is from RefSeq and is a predicted model, not a curated record.
CAUCAGCGGGUUAGAUCGUGCUACGGAGCGCUCCGUAGCACUCUGUAACCAUGUGUAAUGAAUUACGUUUCCCUGAUGUGGCGUGCCCCACUCCGCUGCCAUAUAAAUAAUGUGAUCAAUCCACAUGCAUGAAGGCAGACUGAUCUUGUUAUCACUGUUAUUCUCAACAUCAUACCAUAUCAUACAAAUCACUAUGGCUGAGCGUUGUGCAGCUGAAGGUUGUACCAGUUGGGCUGUUAGCGCUAGUCGGUACUGUGAUCAGCACAAGCCUGCUGGAGCGCCGCGUGACCCUCAGAUUCGCAAGACAUGGAAAGGCCUGUCUCAUUUCAGCCUUAUCGGCUUCGGGAAACUCGUCGGGUAUUGAGCAUGACUCCGCCAAUGGCACGUGUAAGCAUCUGCAGGAUUGUUGCCAGUAAUUUUGGGUCUUGUAGUGUCAGAUUCUCUCGACCUCAUAGAGAAAUGUUACCGUCGUCACCCAGAGACAUACAUCAGAGAACUGGUGAACAAAUGAGAAUGACAUAUAUAGCGAUAUAUAGUCCAUAAUCACAAGCAUCGGCAUAAUUUUGUUAUCGACCAUCACAUUAUAAUAUUUGGCCUUAUACCGGAAA